AUGGCUACCGUCAAUAUUCGUCGGGAUGUUUCCGAUCCCUUCUACCGCUACAAAAUGGAGCGUCUGCAGUCCAAGAUUGAAGGCAAAGGCAACGGCAUCAAAACUGUGGUUGCCAACCUCAGCAGCGUUGCCCAUUCCCUCAGUCGUCCUCCCUCCUACGUGAUCAAGUAUUUCGGCUUCGAACUUGGGGCUCAAACCAACAUCAACCCUUCUGAUGAUCGUUGGAUCAUUAAUGGUGCUCAUGAGGCCUCCAAGCUGCAAGACCAUCUGGACGGGUUUAUCUCCCGAUUCGUUCUCUGCAAGAACUGCAAGAACCCUGAGACCGAUGUCGUCAUCAAGGAUGGAAAUAUCUUACUGGACUGCAAAGCAUGUGGUCAACGCUCAAAUGUUGAUCUCCGCCUGAAACUCAGCGGCUUCAUCUUGAAGAAUCAGACAAAGAAGGGCAAGAAGGACAAGGCUACCAAAAAAGCUCGCCGGGCAGCGGCCAAGGAGAAUGGUACUAAGGACGAAAAUGCGUCACUCAAUGGAGGCAGUCCUGGUGAUAGUCAAUCUGACAAUGCGGAUGAAAAUGGCGAGGUCGAGCAGGAAGCCAACAGUGACGAUGAGCUCACCCGUCGUAUCAACGCCGAAGCCAAGGGCAUUGAUCUUGCAGAUGGCGACGCCAACGACGACGACUGGAACGUAGACAUGUCCGCCGAAGCCAUCGCAGCUCGUCAAAAGGGUCUGCCUGAGGACUUCAAACGCGCACUGGUCCUUGACGAUGCCGAUGAAGAUGAAGAAGGAGGUGCCAACAAUGCCUAUGAUCAGCUUGGGACCUGGAUCAUCGAAGAAGCCAAGACUAAGGGAGACGUUGCCAAAGUGGAUGACGUUGAGAUCUACAAAAAGGCCAAAGAUCUCGGCAUUGAGACCAAGCACAAGACUUUAAUCGUGUUGGCACAAUCCAUGUUCAGUGAAGACAUCGUCAAGCAGAUACCCCAACGGGCCGGCAUGCUCAAGAAAAUGAUCACCUCUGAACGACACCAGAAGGCCUUCUUGGGCGGAACCGAGCGUUUCGUUGGUGUCGAGUAUCCAGACAAACUCAUUGCUCAAGUCCCUGCGAUCUUAAUGGGCUUCUACCAGGAAGAUCUCAUCACCGAAGAGGUGCUCACUGCCUGGUGCGGCAAGGCUGGCAAGAAAUAUGUCGACAUCGGCACGAGUCGGAAAGUGCGCCAGGCGGCUAAGCCGUUCCUCGAGUGGCUCCAAAACGCCGAGAGUGACGAAGAGAGCGAUGAGGAAUAA
Molecule: messenger RNA, 1278 nt
Organism: Endocarpon pusillum Z07020
Lineage: Eukaryota; Fungi; Ascomycota; Eurotiomycetes; Verrucariales; Verrucariaceae
Exons: 2
Coding region: 1-1278 (425 amino acids)
Biological process (GO): formation of translation preinitiation complex; translational initiation; formation of cytoplasmic translation initiation complex
Cellular component (GO): cytosol
Molecular function (GO): GDP-dissociation inhibitor activity; eukaryotic initiation factor eIF2 binding; translation initiation factor activity
Source: RefSeq, a predicted model, not a curated record